Orycteropus afer afer is the source of this 2092-nucleotide messenger RNA. Lineage: Eukaryota; Metazoa; Chordata; Mammalia; Tubulidentata; Orycteropodidae. The record is from RefSeq and is a predicted model, not a curated record.
GCCCGGCCGGUGAACCGCGAGCCCAGCAGCCUCCGCGGCCCCUUCCAGUGUCCUGCGGCAGCAAGAGGCAUGGAGAACACCGCCCCCGCGGGGCUCUGAUCCCCGCACCGCGCCCGCGCGCACAAGCCCCCUCCCCCUGCUGUCUCCUCUGCCGCGCACCCUGCGCCCCGCCCUCCCCGCCCCAGCCCCACCAUGACCGGCUCUGCAGCCGACACUCACCACUGCCCCCACCCCAAAGGCGCCAAAGGCACCCGGUCCCGGAGCAGCCACGCGCGGCCAGUGAGCCUUGCCACAAGCGGGGGCUCGGAAGAGGAGGACAAAGACGGCGGGGUGCUGUUUCAUGUUAACAAGAGCGGCUUCCCCAUCGACAGCCACACCUGGGAGCGCAUGUGGAUGCACGUGGCCAAAGUGCACCCCAAGGGGGGAGAAAUGGUGGGUGCCAUCAGGAACGCUGCCUUCUUGGCAAAGCCUUCAAUACCCCAGGUUCCAAACUACAGGCUGUCGAUGACGAUCCCAGACUGGCUCCAGGCGAUCCAGAAUUACAUGAAGACACUACAAUACUUAACCAACGGGCAGCCUUCCAUUGAGCGAUUUCCCAUCAGCUUUAAAACCUACUUCUCAGGAAACUACUUUCACCACGUUGUGCUGGGAAUUUAUUGCAAUGGCCGCUAUGGCUCCCUGGGCAUGAGCCGAAGGGCUGAGUUGAUGGACAAGCCACUGACCUUUCGGACUCUGAGUGACCUCAUCUUUGACUUUGAAGACUCCUACAAGAAAUACCUGCACACAGUCAAGAAGGUCAAGAUUGGGCUGUACGUCCCCCAUGAGCCUCAUAGCUUCCAGCCCAUUGAGUGGAAGCAGCUAGUCCUCAAUGUCUCAAAGAUGUUGAGGGCUGACAUAAGGAAGGAGCUGGAGAAGUACGCCAGGGACAUGAGAAUGAAGAUUCUGAAACCUGCAAGUGCCCAGUCUCCUACCCAAGUGAGAAGCCGGGGAAAAUCCCUGUCCCCCCGCAGGAGACAGGCAAGCCCCCCAAGACGGCUCGGCAGACGAGACAAAUCGCCUGCACUGCCUGAAAAGAAGGUGGCUGAUCUCAGCACUCUGAACGAAGUGGGCUAUCAAAUCCGAAUUUAGCUCAGCCAUAAUGGGCAGUAAGAGCUUCUGCGGUGCUUCUCUCUGCACUUUACCCAGCAUCUUCAGGAGGAACUGCAACUAUUUAUUAAGAACGUGUGAAUUUUAUUUUUCAGGAUUCACCUGGAAAUAGAAUCUGAGUGGGUAAUAACAAUUAGACCUUAAAAAAUUUAUAAAGUCACAAACCCCACUGGGGUUGGAUUGCUUCCUCACUCAUGAUUCAAAGGGUUUAACAACCAUAACUGUAGUUUUAUAUUUUCCCAUUUACCUACUUGCUUUUCCUUGCUUUGAACAUUAUGCCUGACCAGUAGUCAAUGUUCAUGAAAUCCUCUCCCUCAUUUUUGGUACAGUAACUCAAUCAGUAUUAAUAAUGUCUUCUUCAGCAAUAACAGAAGCAGAGAAUGGGUGGGUUUUUUAAGCAGUCAGUAUUACCUCAGCAUCUUGACAUCAGAUAUGCAAACUUAACGCUGUUUUGCUUUUUAAUAUACAAUUUGUAUUGUUUCCCCAAUUUUCUCAUGGGGAGCUCCACAAGUCUGGAGUUUUGUUUUGUUUUUCCUGGUGCACACAUGUGAUGAGAUUUAUGGUGUUACAUGCAAGUGUUUUACUAAAAAGCACUGAAAUUUUGCCAAUACGGGAAACUACUUUCAGGAUCUUGGAGUUACUUCUUUCUUAAUCUUUCUUAAAGCAUUCACUGACAAGUUUUUGUCCUUUCAAAAUAAAAUAAAAAAUCAUGUUUAGAAGCUAGUGUAUGUUCUGUCACUAACAUUUACACUUUGCAGAUUCCAGCAUAAAGCACAAGAGGUCGUGCACUGUUACACAGAUUUAGUGGUGUUGUGAUUACCUCCGCCAGUAACACCCUUAAAAAGACAAGAGGCCAAGAGUGAAUCAGUAGAUCGCAAGAAUCAGGUGGUAACCUUUCUGUUCACAUUUCAUCUGAUUUUUAAACUCUGAGCCAGCCUUUGAUUCU